UAGAUUUUUAGAUACUUUUAUAUAAUUAAGCAGAAUACUCUAUUGUUAAUUAUUGUCUUGCCUACGUUAAAUGCGUCCAUUGAUUUUUCCCGUAGCAUUCAUCAUAAUACGACGACUCUGAAAUAUAUAAAUACGAAUAUAUAAUAAAAACAACUACAACAGCUAUAAUAGUGACACUAACGGUAACACUACACCAUCGUACAGACACGCCAUCACGGUAUAGCCGUAUAGAUGUUCAAUUGAAGAUGAUAAUAUAAUGGGACAAUUCCAAUACAUCGCUAACAAAACAACAGCAGUAAUGAAUUUUCAAGAUCAUAAGUUUCUUUAUACUACCUCUGUAUAUUAUCUAUGUCACGUUCAUUUAUGUUUGAAAGGAAAUUAAAGCUGUGCAAAUAGUAAAUAUGCCAUUAAAUUGUAGUAAUAGAAAACGUUUUUAACAUGAGGGCCAAACAAUUGAGGGUGAAAGUCCAGGUACAAUAGAAGUAUAUAGCGGUAUUUAUGUAAAUGAAGAAGUAGAUUCAGGUAAUCCUGAACAGAUGGAUCAAGUAGCAUGAGAAAAAAACACAAUGGCUAACACAAGCAACGAGUCAGAUUCUCCGCAAAAGAACACAGUUAAUGAACAAAAUGAUGACAAAGAUAAUCAGAAUAACAUGUUUGAAUGUUACAUAUGCUUGGAAAAUGCAACAGACCCGGUUGUCAGUUUUUGUGGCCAUUUAUAUUGCUGGCCAUGCUUGCAUAGAUCGUUAGAAACUCAAGAAGAUCCUACAGUAUGCCCGGUGUGUAAAUCUGGUAUCAAUAGAGAUAAAGUAAUACCAAUUUAUGGACGUGGGAAUUCGAAACAAGAUGAUCCCAGAAAUAAAGUGCCACCUAGGCCUGCUGGUCAAAGAACUGAAGACGAUGAUACCGAUUCGUUCCAUUUUGGAAUAGGAGAAUUCCUUUUUAGUUGGUUAUUAUUGUCCACUGAUCCUCCACACGGAAUUCCAGUUGGUAGUCAACUACAACAAGAUGAUCAAUACUUAUCAAAACUUUUCUUAUGGAUUGCAGUAAUAUUUUUAAGUUGGCUAUUAUUGGCAUGAUUUACUCGUAGAGUACAUUAUUUUUUAUUAUUAUUAUUAUUAUUAUUAUUCUAUCAUUCAAUGAACUACUAUAAGAGUAAGGCUUCUUCUCAUAAAUUAUUUUAAUUUGCUAUUUUGUCCUAAUCUGUUGGCUAAAUAUCAAAAUAUAUACUUAAAUUUGUAUUGUUUGUUGCUUAGUCUGAAAUCAUAACUUAUAUAAAAGCUUUGACUGUAGUUUAAUAUCACAUUUUUUAACAGUUUGACUAUUAUUUUGUCAAUGAUUUCAUCAAGAAUAUUCUCAAAACCAUCAAUAAUUUAAACAGUUCUGUCUUUUGAGUUUUAAACUAUAAUAAAUCUGCAAAUAU
Molecule: messenger RNA, 1420 nt
Organism: Acyrthosiphon pisum (pea aphid)
Lineage: Eukaryota; Metazoa; Arthropoda; Insecta; Hemiptera; Aphididae
Product: E3 ubiquitin-protein ligase RNF185
Exons: 8
Coding region: 567-1076 (169 amino acids)
Biological process (GO): ubiquitin-dependent protein catabolic process
Cellular component (GO): endoplasmic reticulum
Molecular function (GO): ubiquitin protein ligase activity
Source: RefSeq, a predicted model, not a curated record